AUGUCAGAACGUUCAGACUGGUCCGAUCAACUUCCUGAAUUUUAUUACGCAUAUAACAACAGGCUAAACAAGGCCACACGUCCAAAGACUCCAUAUCAGCUAUGUUUUAGUCGACAAAAUUUUGCUGUGCCGCUUGAUGAUCAGGUACCUUAUGCUUCUCUUACUAAAGAAGAACGAGACUUUUUAGAGCACGCCGAAUUAGAUGUUGAUGAAAAUGAGUCAGAGGAAGAACUCCCAGAAGUAUCUGUUGAUGUGCUACACUCAUCCUUAACUGAGGCUUCAGGUGGAAACCAAUUCGCCAGUACAAAUCAUAAUGAAGAGGAACUCACUUUACAUGAGGCGAUGAACAUUCUAGACCAUGGCGUAAAUGAAGAACAUGGCAAUUUACCUCCAGAUUGUACCCAGGAAAAUGAUUUUGUAGUGCCCGAACCAUCAUUUUCACAAACUGUUAUUUUGCAAGAAAAUGUUAGUCCAUACUACAAACAAAUGUAUCAGAGAAAGUUUUAUAACGAGCAAAAUAAAGAAAAUGUACCAGUUCAUCCACAGAAUGUAAAUCAAAAACAGUUACCGAUAUUUAACACUGGACUCACCGAUUUUUAUAAACAAAUUCACCGGGAAACAAUUUCAGCUUUUCCACUAGAGCAGUUUUCCGAUGGUUUGAGGGAAGACAUUACCUACUAUCCGGAAGAGGGACAAAAUGUGAUGUACAGACCGAAUCCUGCGAUGAAUAAAGGCACCGCAGUUUUCAGUACAGGAUAUUUCAGGAAAGGGGUCAUAGACUCAAUUUCAGCGUCUACUGCUGGAAAAGUGUAUAAAGUGACAGAUCAAAUUACAGGAUACAAAUUUGAUUUAAAUCGUCAUCAAAUUAUAAAGAUGUGAUAAGGAGAAAAUAAAUAGCAUGUGAAGAGUCAAA
Mytilus californianus (California mussel) is the source of this 913-nucleotide messenger RNA. RefSeq lists its product as uncharacterized. The record is from RefSeq and is a predicted model, not a curated record. Gene Ontology annotation, molecular function: nucleic acid binding. The coding region runs from base 1 to 879 and encodes 292 amino acids. The transcript is spliced from 5 exons. NCBI's taxonomy places the organism in Eukaryota, Metazoa, Mollusca, Bivalvia, Mytilida, Mytilidae.